CAACCAUCAGCCACCGCAGCAACCCACCUCCAAAGACCAGUCAACCUCACCGGAGAGAAGACAAGAGAGAAAGGAGAAGAUGUCGGGGCGCGGCAAGGGCGGCAAGGGGCUGGGCAAGGGCGGCGCCAAGCGCCACCGGAAGGUCCUCCGCGACAACAUCCAGGGCAUCACCAAGCCGGCGAUCCGUCGUCUUGCGCGUCGCGGCGGCGUGAAGCGCAUCUCAGGGCUCAUCUACGAGGAGACCCGCGGCGUGCUCAAGAUCUUCCUCGAGAACGUCAUCCGCGACGCCGUCACCUACACCGAGCACGCCCGCCGCAAGACCGUCACUGCCAUGGACGUCGUCUACGCCCUCAAGCGCCAGGGACGCACCCUCUACGGCUUCGGAGGCUAGGCUCCUGCCAGCCAGAUCCAGCUCGCACCGCUUGAUUGAUCAGAUUAACAGUAGCUAGGCAUUGUUCAGUGUUAAUGGUGAUGGAUGUAAUCUAUGAUGUAUGCUGCCUUUUCGUUUGAAUGGAUCAAAUCGCAGUUAGUUACCCUUAA
Messenger RNA from Hordeum vulgare subsp. vulgare (domesticated barley), 540 nucleotides. Its product is annotated as histone H4. The coding region runs from base 80 to 391 and encodes 103 amino acids. Gene Ontology annotation, molecular function: DNA binding; structural constituent of chromatin; protein heterodimerization activity. The record is from RefSeq and is a predicted model, not a curated record. Gene Ontology annotation, cellular component: nucleosome. Lineage: Eukaryota; Viridiplantae; Streptophyta; Magnoliopsida; Poales; Poaceae. The transcript has a single exon. Gene Ontology annotation, biological process: nucleosome assembly.